GUCAUUGAAUACGAGUGUAUUAACUUAACUAUAAAACAGAUCGCAUAACAAGAUGGAGAUCGUAUUGAAACAUGUAUGUCUUCUUGCUUUGUGUUGCAUUUUCGCAGUAGCUGGUUGUAACCGAGGGAAAAGUAAAGACGAUUCUCAUAUAGCCAGACCUUCUGAUUGUGAGAGCUUCGAGAAAAUUGAUGUCCAUCUAACAAUACAGAACAAGAUACAGCCAGAAUACUUCGAAUACAACGUCACUCUACAUGAUGUACCGAAGCAUCAACUGAUUCGUCAUCUGGAGCUAGCUGCAGAAAAAGAUAAACAUUUCAAGUUUUCAUCAACUUAUUUUCCCGGUAUGGGGUACUUUAUAAAUUCGAUCAAUGGUUUGGCCGGUAAAUGGGAUCCCGACCAGACGUUUUGGGAAAUUUUGAAUUCUGAUUUUGCACAAGUAGAUGAAGGUGCAAGUUACAUACCCAAUCAUGAAGAAUUUGUAGUUUUUAACUUUACCAAAAGCAGCCAUUAAAGAGCGAAAAACUUAAAUAUAAUACGCAGACUACAGAGAUAUUGACAGCCCUUGGAACAAAAUCUGUUUUAAUAACUGUGCUGUACCCAAAUAUACACACAAUUUCAAUAGUU
Lottia gigantea (owl limpet) is the source of this 624-nucleotide messenger RNA. RefSeq lists its product as hypothetical. Bases 53 to 511 code for a protein of 152 amino acids. The record is from RefSeq and is a predicted model, not a curated record. The transcript is spliced from 4 exons. Lineage: Eukaryota; Metazoa; Mollusca; Gastropoda; Lottiidae.